Phaeoacremonium minimum UCRPA7 is the source of this 711-nucleotide messenger RNA. Its product is annotated as putative ribosomal protein l19 protein. Gene Ontology annotation, molecular function: structural constituent of ribosome. The record is from RefSeq and is a predicted model, not a curated record. The coding region runs from base 1 to 711 and encodes 236 amino acids. NCBI's taxonomy places the organism in Eukaryota, Fungi, Ascomycota, Sordariomycetes, Togniniales, Togniniaceae. Gene Ontology annotation, biological process: translation. Gene Ontology annotation, cellular component: mitochondrial large ribosomal subunit; ribosome. The transcript is spliced from 2 exons.
AUGAAUGCAGCCUCAUUAAGGCGGCCGUUAGGCUGCCUGAAGACUACUCUACGACAGACACGUCAACAGCGAUUCUUUCGGCGAUUGCUGGCCACCGCCGCAGAGACUUCGCAGCCAUCCCCAAGGAUACCGGAUGCCGCUACCUUCCAUGCCAUCCAAGAUACCAGAACCAAGAAGAUCCGCACCGGCUUCGCAGUCUACAACGGCGCAUCCGCGAUCCCGACGCUGACGCCGCCGCCCGUCAACCCGGUGGGCGCCUACCACGCCGAGCAGAUCCGCAAGAUGGACCCGACGGGGGCGCGGACGCGGCUCUUCUCCAAGGAGAACGCGGACAGCGCCAAGGUGGGUGACGUGCUGAUGGUGACGACGCGGCGCGCGGCCGAGCCCUUCUCGGGCGUGUGCAUCAGCAUCCGGCGGCGGGGCAUCGAGACGGCCAUCCUGCUGCGCGGCCAGCUCACCAAGGUCGGCGUCGAGAUGUGGUUCAAGGUCUACAGCCGCAACGUCCUCGGCAUCGAGAUCAUCCACCGCCGGCCCAAGCGCGCCCGCCGCGCCCGCCUCACCUACAUGCGCAAGCCCAAGCACGACAAGGGCAGCGUCGACGAGCUCGUCAAGAACUGGCGCAAGAGCAGGAACGUCUUCGCUACAAGAGGUGGUGCGACAGCUGCCAAGGCGACUGCGAAGAGUGCAAAGGGAGCGCCGAAGAAGAAAUAA